CGGCGCCACAGUUUGAAAUCCUUAGGUGGUUGUUUUGUUGUGUUGCUCGAUCUUUUGUUAUUUUAAUCCAUACCAAAGAUUUUGUCGGUAUAGAAUCACUUUGGGGUGGGUAUGGGCGUGCAUGAUUUGUGGUCUAUCAUUGAGCCGGUUCGCGAGUCUGUUCCGUUGUACAGUUUAAGCGGAAAGACGCUAGCUGUUGACCUUAGUCUGUGGGUGUGCGAGGCUCAACAUGUCCAAGCAAUGAUGGGUAGAGUUACCAAACCCCACCUGAGGAAUUUAUUUUUCAGGGUGUCAUCCCUCACACUCAUGGGUGUAAAGCUUGUCUUUGUGAUGGAAGGAGAAGCUCCUAAACUCAAAGCAGAAACCAUGAGCAAGAGGACAGAGACCAGAUAUGGAGGAUUCAAAAAGGCUCCUGCAGUAAAGACCUCAACUAACACCAGCAGAGGGCGCUUUAAUGCUGUAUUGAGAGAGUGCGCAGAGAUGUUGGAUUAUCUGGGUGUGCCGUGGGUGACAGCUGCCGGGGAGGCUGAAGCCAUGUGUGCCUACCUGGAUUCACAGGGUCUGGUGGAUGGCUGCAUCACUAAUGAUGGAGAUGCAUUCCUAUAUGGAGCCCGUACCGUGUACAGGAACUUCAAUAUGAACAGUAAAGACCCUCAGGUGGAGUGUUACCGGACCUCCAAAGUUCAAACAGAGUUACAUCUCUCCAGAGAGAAUCUUGUCGGCCUGGCCAUCCUCCUCGGCUGUGAUUAUAUUCCAAAAGGCAUUACAGGAGUUGGUAGAGAACAAGCUCUUAAGCUCAUCCAGAUGCUGAAAGGACAGACGCUGCUGCAGAGGUUCACCCAGUGGAAGGAGGAGACAGCGGGAGUUUUCGAAAAAGCUGUGAAGAAGGUCGCUCACUGUCACGUAUGUCAACAUCCUGGAUCAGCAAAAGCACAUGAACGAGGCGGCUGCAGGAUUUGUAACAGUGAACAUUUUUGUCAACCUCAGGACUACGACUACCAGUGUCCCUGUGACUGGCACCGCUAUGAACACACCCGCCAGGCGUCAUCCUUUGAGGCCAACAUCAGGAAAACUCUUUCUUUGUUUAUUUGCACUUUUAGAAAAACCCUGGCAAGCCCGAAAUACCCUUUCACAGAGAUCAUUCAUGAAUUCCUGAUCUUAAAGGAUAAACCCGUGUCACAUUUCAAGAGGAGGCAGCCCAAUAUGCUUUUAAUGCAGGAAUUUGCCUUUAAAAAGAUGGAGUGGCCGAAGCACUAUACCAGUGAAAAGGUUUUAGUUCUUAUGACAUAUGCAGAGUUAAUGAACAGGAAACACGGGAGAGAAACGGCCCCCCAAGUCAGACCUCUCAGAAUAUUUAAACCGAGGGUGAGGAAUGCUGUCGCCUGCUUUGAAAUCAUAUGGAGCACACCAGAGCAUUACGUGUUCCCUGAGAAUCAUCCUGCAGACAAGCAGCAUGAGGUGCGAACAGUGGAAGAAGAGUCUCUCUUCCGUGUGGUUUUCCCAGAGGUUGUGGAGAGCUACCUGAGAGAAAAAGCUCAAGCCGAGGAGAACAAGACCAAGAAGAGGAAGCCAAGGAGUAAAAAGGAGAAGCCGUCUGAUGUUUCUGCGGGUAUUUCAGAUCUCUUGGCUCAGAUGACACUCCAGAGUGCCUCCCACACUCCACCAGAGCCUCUUUUCCCUGAUAUUUCACAUCCAAAGGAGCCAGAAGUGCUAGUUUUGGACACUCCAGUGAAGCAUGAUUAUCAAGGAAAGUCUACAGAAGAUGAUUGCCCUAAAACUCUUCUGCCUCAUGCUGUUCCUUCACCUUCAGUCUCCUCCAUCAUUGACGCUCUACACCUGAGUGAUAUAAACUGGGAUUCUUCAUCCUUCACAUCCUCGCCGACUCCCCAAUCAGCUGGAAUCCCUGAGACAAAGCCAAAGGUGAGCAAAACUGACAAGACGGGCAAGGAUUUGAAGAAAACAGAGGGUGAAAAGACUACAAAUGGCAUCAAAGAAGCUGAGUUAAAGUCUGCACCAGAGUUGUACUCCACAGAUUGUCCCUUACGGGAAAGAGUGAUAAUUAGAAACACGGCUAAGGAGUUGGCCCCUCUUAAACUCAUUUCUUUUUACAACUCAAAACCAAAUAGACAGAUCUCCACUAAAGGUAGAAUUAAUGCUGAAAUGUUCAGAAAACAGGAACUCAUGCCUGCAACAAAUAAGACUGAAACAGAAAUGUACAGCUCAAAACAGCAGUUGAAGUCUACGACACAAACCCAAAGUAAGACAAAAUACCCGUGUAACGUGUCAGAAAAGCCUCCCCAGAAAUAUACAUUUGUCAAAAAGGCAAUUUCAUCAUCAGUCAUCCCACCACAGAGGUGCCACCCUGACCCAGGCCAGAGUAACAAGGACAGGAGCGUGCCAGAAACCACCAAGAAGAGUGUGUGUAUCACAGUGUGUUCAUCGAGUGAGGAGAGCGAUGCAGAGAAUCAGCAGUCUGGAUCACGAAGAAAAGCUAAGAACAAGACUGUAAACAAAAACAACGGACGUAACCUCUUAGACUUCCCUCUUAAUCCCGUCUUUGCACCCAAAAUGGAAAAACUGGCUCACAGCACUCAGUUAUUAAUACCCAAACCUAAGAGCCACAGUGUAGACACCGAAAUAAAACAUGCCCCUGUAUCAAAUCAAAGCAAGUUACGGGAUGUUUCACCUACAGUGGAUGCUGAUGUGUUCUCUCCAGCCUCACCUGCUGCUGUGUUUGAAAGUGAAGAUUCAGUUAUCUGUGUUGAAAGUCCACUCCCACUCGCUGAGAGACUGAAACUGAAAUUCCUGAAGUGAGCGGCCUAAUAACAAGAUGAUGGACAAGAACAUGGAACCUGUUUAGAGAUCCUGUGAGGAAUUUUAACAGGUUUUGGAACAAACUCAAAGUAUUAUGCCUCUAUAUGACCUACAAAAUCAAACAAGACCAUCACAGAGAAGUUCUCUUAUUUCUACCCUACUUUUUACUCAUUUUUGCCACUUUUGGCCCAUGUUUGUCACUUCUUUUGCAGUUUUUAACACAUUUUUGCCAUUGUUUUCCCACUUCAGCCCAUUUUUGAAUGUUCUUUUUUGAAACUUUUGGCCCAUGUUUGUCAGUUCUUUUUGCCGAUUUAACCUAUUUUUGCCACUGUUUUGCCUCUUCACUUUUUCAUAAUUAUUUUCCAUUUAAGUUGUCUCAGUUUUUCUGCUUGAUUUCUGGUCUCCUGAUGCUUUAAAGUCUGACAUCACUUUCCUAAUUGUUUAGUUCAUGUGCCUAACCACAUAGGUAACUUAAAUUAAAAAGUAAUUCUGUUUUAAUAUAAGGGGUUUACAUUUUUAUAAUAGCUAUAUUGUAGCAUAAAUCAAUACAAUUAUUCAUUUUUGUUUAUUUGAUGAGAGUGGUUAUUAGUCAGGUUAAAAAUAAAAUGUGGCUAUCAAAGCUUAA
Cheilinus undulatus (humphead wrasse) is the source of this 3439-nucleotide messenger RNA. RefSeq names its product flap endonuclease GEN homolog 1 (gene gen1). NCBI's taxonomy places the organism in Eukaryota, Metazoa, Chordata, Actinopteri, Labriformes, Labridae. Bases 112 to 2814 code for a protein of 900 amino acids. The record is from RefSeq and is a predicted model, not a curated record. Gene Ontology annotation, molecular function: four-way junction DNA binding; 5'-flap endonuclease activity. The transcript has 13 exons.